Centropristis striata (black sea bass) is the source of this 2058-nucleotide messenger RNA. It is a transcript of the gene ttc23, whose product is annotated as tetratricopeptide repeat domain 23. Gene Ontology annotation, molecular function: protein binding. NCBI's taxonomy places the organism in Eukaryota, Metazoa, Chordata, Actinopteri, Perciformes, Serranidae. The record is from RefSeq and is a predicted model, not a curated record. The transcript has 11 exons. Bases 291 to 1685 code for a protein of 464 amino acids.
GAAAGGUUUUCCUUUUUCAUGGAUACUGCGCUUCAGUUCCGCAAAAACAGACCACAGCAAGAGUCUGGUAGCUCUUGUAAGUGACAUGCUUUUAGAGUUGCAUUUUAGGCAUCAAAGGUAGGGUCGGUUUUUCGGUCAUUUUAAUCACAAAUUAUCUCAAUGCAACAUUAAAGGAGGCAUUUUGUCGCGCUAAUGUAGCACGCGCCGUGUAACCACGGAAACAAAAACGUAAAGAACACAAACGGUUGACGGCGCGAUUAACGUCAGGCUGUCACUGAUUGUUUGUAAAAAUGGCUUAUGAUCACCCAGUGACAAAAACACGACCGAGUUCCUCUGAGUCUCCGGCAGAAUCUCCUGAAAGCAUGAUGGGGAGCAUCGACAGGGCCGUGAAUGCAUCACCUCACUCCAAUGUACUGAGUCCAUCACAAACCGGAUACACUAAGAAGGAAUUGAUCUUGAUGGCACCUGAAGAAAAGCUCAAAUACAUUGAGAGCCGAGCUCAAGACCGUGAAGACAACCAAGAGUUCGAUGCUUGCAUCCAGGACCUAGUGCGCUGUGUGGCUCUGACAAGGCUGGUAUAUGGAGAUGGAAAUCUGAAGCUAGCCCAGGCCCAUGCUAGACUGGCCAAAGCAUAUUUCCAGUUCAAAGGCUGGGGGCUGCAGGCCCAGGAGCACUCAGCCCAGGCCAGAGAGCUGCUGCCUUUCUGCCCCUCCAUCUCCUCCUGCAGAAGUGAAAAGCUUGAGGUUCUUAUGUGUCUCCUGAACAUACACCUCACACAGGGAGGUGCUUACCUGCUUACAGCCAAUCUUGAGGAGGCAGAAUGCUCUUUUCUGGAGGCAGAACGAGUUCUUGAGGAGCUUCACCAACAUGGUGGCAUCAACCAGGAAGAGAAGAUGAAGACAGAGCUGGAAGUCUCCACUGCUCUAUCCAGGGUCUAUAGGAGACAGAACAGGCCAGAGGAAGCUUUAAGCCAGUGUGAGAAGUCCCUGCAGCGGCUGAAGGACUGUGGUAAACUAGAGAAGACGUGCUCUGUCUAUAGGGACAUGGCUGCCAUUGAACAGGACAAAGGUCAUGUAGACCAAGUCAUAGAGCAUCUCUCCAAGGCUCAUGCCAUUGCUAUGAGUCACAGCCCAGAGGAGUUAGAGGGGGCUCAGAUCUCCCACAGCCUGGCCCUCAUCCUUUCUGCUGCAGCAGAGCCCCAUCACAAUGACUCUGCAGGUCACUACUUUGAGCAGAGUCUCAGCGCAUACAAAAACUCUGCAGGUCCACUGGAUCCAGCCUUUCUCACAGCCCAGGAUGAUUUCUGUCGUUUCCUCCUCCUCAGUGGGCAGCAAGAGAGAUGUGUGGAGAUCCAGAGAGCUUCUCUCCCGUCAAAGAGAUCUACUUUCGGUGACCUGAGUGCUGAGGUAGCAGACACCCUUCAGCUGAUAGGAAGUGUGGAGAUGAGUGAGGGCAGGGUGAAGCAGGCACACAAGACCAUGACAAAGUGCCUGGAGAUCCAAAGUUUGUUGCACGGUCCUCAACACAAGAAGACGAAAGCUACACAAAAAGCUGUGGACAUGCUGGCCCGGGUGCCUGAGGUGGCUGAGAGACAGCGGGGGCAAGGGAGAAGGAAAACAAAACCUCACACACUUAUAGUUGUACCAUCCAGUGGCAAUGAUGGAAAUUCAAUGUCUGACUCUUGAAACUUUCUUUUUUAAAUGUUGUCAGUAGUUCUUUGUCCAUAUACUCCAAAUUAAUGUACAGACAAUAGUUUUUUGAGUCUGUCUUUUAAAUUAAUAAAUAAUACAGAUACCACGACUGAAAAAUAGCCUCAGUUGCACUAGUCAUGUCCAUUGGCAUUACAUUAUGAUUUUGUGUUGUUCUGUACAUUAGGUGAAUUAAGUUUGCUUUGAAAAAAAUACACUCAGAAAAAUUAACCACAAUAGGUCUUUAUUGUGUUAAGAUAUGAAUCAAUUUCCAAAUAAGGGCUGGAACCUUUUUUCACCAAAGCAAUAAUAGUAAUUUGUUCAAUAGAAAUCAUGUCAAUAAAAUCAAUGAUGUUAAACACUUAUUGAA